Colletotrichum fioriniae is the source of this 3498-nucleotide messenger RNA. The record is from RefSeq and is a predicted model, not a curated record. NCBI's taxonomy places the organism in Eukaryota, Fungi, Ascomycota, Sordariomycetes, Glomerellales, Glomerellaceae.
AUGAUCUGGGCCCAGAUCAGAGAUAUGACGUCCUUGCCCCUCACCGUUGAGACAAAACACCAGGUCCAGUAUUUGAUGAAGGCUUUAAAGUUCCCGCGGGGUGAACUUCAAGACGGACCUUCCAUGCCCGUCAAACAUCAACUUCCGUUCGUCUCGACGUAUGAAGUAUCAAGCAAGCAUCUACAAGUCCAGACGACUAGUCUCGAGUUCCAAUUGGCUCACUGUGGCCCUUACCUGGAGAGAAGCUUCGACUCCGCCCCCGACCCGCGCGUUACUUUCAGCCCAGAUGCCUGGCAACGAAGCGUGCUUGAUGCCAUCGAUCACGACAAGAGCCUUUUCGUCGUCGCUCCCACGUCCGCCGGAAAGACCUUUAUCUCGUUCUACGCCAUGAAGAAGAUCCUGCAGAACAACGAUGACGACGUCCUCGUCUACGUAGCCCCAACCAAAGCACUCGUCAACCAGAUUGCCGCGGAAGUUCAGGCUCGGUUCUCCAAGUCUUAUCGUCAUGAGGGCCGUUCGGUUUGGGCCAUUCACACUCGAGACUACCGCGUCAACAACCCCACCGGCUGUCAGGUUUUGGUGACCGUUCCGCACAUCCUCCAGAUCAUGCUUCUGGCACCCACCAACGCGCAGAAUGAGAGAUCCUGGGCUCGCAGAGUUAAGAGAAUUAUCUUUGACGAAGUGCACUGCAUUGGCCAGGCCGAAGACGGCAUAAUUUGGGAGCAACUGUUGCUUCUUGCUCCUUGUCCCAUCAUCGCCCUAUCUGCUACAGUGGGCAAUCCGCUUGAGUUCAAAGAGUGGCUCGCAGGAACCCAGAAGACCAAGGGCUUUGAACUUGAAAUGAUAGUUCACUCGGCCAGAUACUCUGACUUGCGAAAGUUUCUGUAUCAGCCCCCCUCUACGCUGAAUUUUGAAGGACUAGAGCCAGUGGAGCGUUUGCCAAUCCCCGGUUUGGAUGCUGAAGCAGGAGAAACCUCGCGUUUCACGUUUGUGCAUCCAGUCGGAAGCAUUAUCAACAAGAACCGCGAGACUCUUGACGAUGCCAGUCUCGAGCCCCGCGACUGUCUCCGACUUUGGCUGACCAUGAAGGAAUCUGAAAACGAAUCAUUUCGUAUCAGUCCCAGCCUCAAGCCCGAGAUUGCGUUGCCAGAGUUGGUGAAGAAGUCGGAUAUCAUCAAGUGGGAGGCUGCUCUCAAAGCGCAGCUCUGGCAAUGGCAACAGGAUCCCAAGUCGCCCUUUCCAGAAGUAUACAAGAGGCUCAAGAUAAAUGGCCCUUCAUCAGCGAUAGACCUUGAGAGGCCCGAGGUCGUCGCAGACAUCUAUGGUGACUCUUCGUUCUCACUCCUCGUUGAUCUCCGCUCCCGGGGUGCCCUGCCAGCUAUCCUUUUCAAUUACGACCGGCUUGGAUGCGAGAAGGUAAUUCUCAAGCUUCUUCAAGUCCUGGAAGAUGCUGAACAAAAGCAUCGAGAUACAAGUACAGAGUGGGCGCGGAAGAUGGACUCAUAUCAAAAAUGGCGAAAAGUCAAGGAUAGCAAAGCUGCGAAGAAAGGAGCAAAAGCGACUAGAGCAACUGGGGCUGCAAAGUCCAAGGAGGAGAGACACGACGCAAAGGAUUCUGGUGCAGCCCUGAAUCAAGCUGAUCUUGUGAGGGAGGACGCAGGCCGGGAAACCAGCCCGUGGGAAAGCUUCGAUCCCGGGGCGCCGCUUCCGCAGUACAAUUUCGCGGACACUACUAAACUCACAGCUGAGGACUUAGAGGCCCGCAUUAGGUCUCUGGAUGAUUUGGGCAUCAAGCCUCGCCUAAUCGACGCUCUUCGCCGGGGACUCGGUGUCCACCAUGCCGGUAUGAACCGGCAGUACCGCCAAGUUGUAGAAAUGUUGUUCCGUAAGGGCUACUUGACGGUCGUUGUUGCGACCGGUACUCUCGCUCUCGGGUUGAAUAUGCCUUGCAAAACUGUUGUCUUUAUAGGUGACUCGGCAUUCCUCACGGCUCUCAACUACCGGCAGGCAUCAGGACGUGCUGGACGUCGUGGGUUCGACCUCCUUGGUAACGUCGUCUUUCAUGGCAUCCCCCAUCAUCGUGCCAUGGAGAUCAUCUCUUCGCGGUUGCCCGAUCUCAGAGGCCAAUUCCCCAUUUCCGUCACUUUGAUUCUUCGGCUCUUUAUCCUGCUGCACAGCACGAACAACUCCCAGUAUGCCAUUGAUGCAGUGGAGUCCUUGUUGACUCAAACACGUCUGUUUCUCGGUGGACCUGCCUCGCAGAUGACCGUCAAGCACCACGUGCGCUUUUCCAUCGAGUACCUCCGGCGACAGCACCUUCUCUCUCGAACAGGAGCCCCCCUCAACUUCUCGGGCCUGGUGGGCCACUUGUACUUCACUGAGAACGCUGUGUUUGCUCUGCACUCUCUGCUCAAGGAAGGCUACUUGCACAAGCUCUGUGAGGACUUUAUCAACCCACGGAAGCAAGGAGAGAUCAUCCUCAAUUUGUUGACAGUAUUGUGUCAUCUCUUCUGCCGCAUUCCUUGCAGCAAGUACAACAACCGGGAAUGGCUCGAAAACGUCGUACAUCGAUCGCCUUCCGUUGUCCUUCUACCUAGACUGCCGCUUGAGGCCGAAACCGUCCUCCGAAAUCACAACAAGGAGACUCUAAGGAUUUUCAAGACUUACGUUCACAACUUCAUUGCACAAAAUCUCCAGGACUCUCCAGAUGACCAGCUUCCUUUCACGAAGCGCCGCGUGGGCGCCGUCGGGGAAAUCUCAGCUGAUAUUUCAACGGCGCAGAUUCCGAUACUUCCUUAUCCGACUCUUCGAUCCCCUUUCGCUGCGCUGUCAGGCUUCACAGAUGACUUUGAUACAAUCCACGAUCUAUGCAACACAAUUCGCAGUGGUGUGUUCCUUGACGAAUCUGCUAUCCCGUACAUCCCCAUUUACCCUGAAGAGACAAAUGGCGUGCCCUGGAACGCCUACAUCUAUGACUUUUACAAGCACGGUGAUCUCAACACUCUCGUGCGGGACAACGGAAUCAAGGGCGGCGAUGUAUGGUUCCGCCUGAAAGACUUCUCAUUGAUAUUGGCCACCAUCGUAACAAGCUUGGAGAACAUCCUAGGUCGAGCCGAUGCUGAUGACUCGGACAUGAUCAAUGUUCGAGAUGUUGGCGACACCAUCGAAGAGGAGAGACUCAGAGAGGAAUUGGAAGCAAAAUUCUCGGAUUACCCUGCAACCUCAUCUGCUACUGCGAACGCAAAGACGAAGUUCCGCUCUAGCAGAUCUAAAGAAGCGGUGGUUGAAUCAUGGGAAGAUGUGUCGGAUGGCUCCUCGGAGGAUACCCAUCACCCGAGUAGCAACGCAAGCAGAGCCUUUCAGGCAACCGAGUCAGAAGGAACGUCUUUCGGGUCAGAUCGGGAAAAGGGAGGCGGUGAUGGUCUUGUGAAAGUUCACAUGGCUUUCAAGCUCCUGCAGCAGGUUUUCGAAGACAAUUUCAGGAAGGUGUGGGCAUGA